This is a messenger RNA of Sapajus apella (tufted capuchin), 7956 nucleotides long. It is a transcript of the gene SLC24A2, whose product is annotated as solute carrier family 24 member 2. Gene Ontology annotation, molecular function: calcium channel activity; calcium, potassium:sodium antiporter activity. The record is from RefSeq and is a predicted model, not a curated record. Lineage: Eukaryota; Metazoa; Chordata; Mammalia; Primates; Cebidae. Gene Ontology annotation, biological process: long-term synaptic depression; calcium ion transmembrane transport; long-term synaptic potentiation. The transcript is spliced from 11 exons. Bases 275 to 2269 code for a protein of 664 amino acids. Gene Ontology annotation, cellular component: membrane.
CCAGCGCAAGCCGGAGCCCGGGCCUCGGAGCGGGGAGGCGGAGGGCCGGAGAGGGCGGCGGACUGCAGCGGCGGGCCGCGCUCGGGGUCCCGCCGUGUGCGGGUCCUCCCAGCUUAUCCUGCAUAAAUGAUGAAAGUUUCCCGUGAAGCAUAAGAAUCCCUGAUUGUGGACGUGCCCCACAAGCAUCGUUAACUACAAAGUAAGGAAAAGUAUGAAAGAACCAACUGAUUGAGCCUAAAAUUGGAAGAUCACCACAUCCACCAGAAGACCCAGGAUGGAUCUGCACCAAAGCACCACCAUCACGUUCCUGGAGAAAUGGUGUUUGGAUGAGUCACUGUCUGGCUGCAGGAGACAUUAUAAUGUCAAGAAAAAACUGAAGUUAAUUCGAAUCUUAGGCCUUUUCAUGGGUCUGGUAGCCAUUAGCACUGUCUCAUUUUCAAUCAGUGCCUUUUCUGAGACAGAUACACAGAGCACAGGAGAGGCCAGUGUUGUCAGUGGCCCUAGGGCAGCACAGGGUUACCAUCAGAGAACUCUCUUAGAUUUAAAUGACAAGAUUCGGGAUUAUACUGCACAGCCACCUCUUUCAAAGGAAGACAAGUCGGAGAAUAGUACAGAUCAUGCCCAAGGAGACUACCCGAGAGACAUCUUUUCCCUUGAGGAGAGAAGAAGAGGUGCGAUCAUUCUCCAUGUCAUUGGAAUGAUCUACAUGUUCAUAGCCUUAGCCAUUGUCUGUGAUGAGUUCUUUGUUCCUUCAUUGACUGUCAUCACUGAAAAACUGGGCAUCUCUGAUGAUGUGGCUGGAGCCACCUUUAUGGCUGCAGGGGGGUCAGCCCCAGAACUUUUCACAUCUCUCAUAGGGGUAUUCAUCGCUCACAGCAACGUUGGCAUAGGCACCAUUGUAGGUUCCGCAGUAUUCAACAUCCUCUUUGUUAUUGGCAUGUGUGCUCUGUUUUCUAGAGAAAUCUUAAACCUGACAUGGUGGCCACUCUUUCGAGAUGUGUCCUUCUACAUUGUUGACUUGAUCAUGCUGAUCAUAUUUUUCCUGGAUAACGUUAUCAUGUGGUGGGAAAGCUUGCUUCUCUUAACAGCUUAUUUUUUCUAUGUGGUUUUCAUGAAAUUCAACGUCCAAGUCGAAAAAUGGGUGAAGCAAAUGAUAAACCGCAAUAAGGUCGUCAAGGUGACAGCACCAGAAGCCCAAGCAAAGCCAUCUGCAGCCAGGGACAAGGAUGAACCGACUCUACCGGCUAAGCCGCGUCUCCAGCGAGGUGGAAGCUCUGCCUCCCUCCACAACAGUCUCAUGAGGAAUAGCAUCUUUCAGCUCAUGAUACACACCCUUGACCCGCUCGCUGAAGAACUUGGAUCAUAUGGAAAACUAAAAUAUUAUGACACAAUGACUGAAGAAGGGAGGUUCAGAGAAAAGGCUUCAAUUCUCCACAAGAUUGCCAAGAAGAAAUGUCAUGUGGAUGAGAAUGAGCGGCAGAAUGGGGCUGCCAACCACGUAGAAAAAAUCGAGCUUCCGAACAGCACCAGCACAGAAGUUGAAAUGACACCAUCCAGUGAUGCUUCAGAACCUGUACAAAAUGGAAAUCUCUCCCACAACAUCGAAGGUGCAGAAGCCCAGACCACAGAGACAGCUGACGAUGAGGAGGACCAGCCUCUCAGCCUUGCCUGGCCUUCCGAAACUCGCAAGCAAAUCACGUUUCUGAUUGUUUUCCCCAUAGUGUUUCCUCUCUGGAUUACCUUACCUGACGUUCGCAAACCUUCAUCAAGGAAGUUUUUUCCCAUCACGUUCUUUGGCGCCAUUAGCUGGAUUGCAGUAUUCUCUUACUUGAUGGUCUGGUGGGCACACCAGGUUGGAGAGACGAUCGGCAUCAGUGAAGAGAUUAUGGGUCUGACCAUCUUGGCUGCUGGAACCUCCAUCCCUGAUCUUAUCACCAGUGUCAUAGUGGCCCGGAAGGGGUUAGGGGACAUGGCUGUGUCAAGCUCUGUUGGAAGCAACAUUUUUGACAUCACAGUAGGGCUCCCACUGCCCUGGCUCCUAUACACCAUCCUUCACAGAUUCCAGCCAGUGGCUGUCAGCAGCAAUGGCCUCUUCUGUGCCAUCGUCCUUCUCUUCAUCAUGCUGCUCUUCGUCAUCCUCUCCAUUGCCCUCUGCAAGUGGCGAAUGAACAAAAUCCUGGGCUUCAUCAUGUUUGGCCUCUACUUUGUGUUCCUGGUGGUGAGCGUUCUCCUAGAAGACAGAAUUCUUACAUGCCCCGUCUCUAUCUAGCAGGAAAAGCCAUAUCUUGCACCAACAGCAUGAAUGGUCCCUCCCCACUCUCGGCUCUGGGCUCCUUGACCUCUUGAGAAGAGGCAGCUGGCACAUAGCCCUGGGUGCCAAGUGUCCCUCCUUGGUGGAUUUGAGGAGAGGUGGAUUCACACUGGGCCCAUUCACUUCACAGGCUGCUUCCACCUUGCCUACCAAAAUUACUUCACAUAAGAGACAAGAGAACCGUCAUCAUGGGGCUUCUCCCCAUUCACCACUGACAGGUACUCCUCGCUGGUCGGAGGUACAUUCGAUGCAAACAAGGACAGAGGCUCUAUAUAUAUAUACCUAUAAAUAUACAUAUUAUAAAUAUACGCACAUGAACACACAAAUCCUGCCUGUUCCUGUACUAUAGCUCUCCUUCCAUACCUAUAGAUUAGUACAUACCUGUAAAUAGACACAAAGAAAAAUUAUAUAUAUAUAUAAAAUCAGAGAUAUAUAUAUAUAUAUAUAAGUACAAAUGCAUCUUUUCAGGGAUAGCUCUAGUAUAUUUAUAGUACUUAUUUGAAGAGGGGCAUCAACCUGCAGUCUGGGCUUUACCUCUUAAGUGCAACAGGUGAACUAAUGGAACCAAUAGACAAAGGUAGCAUUGUGGUGACCUUCAGCUACCUUGGACUUGCUGAGAUCCUGCCUGGUAAGGUAGAUGGUUUAGGGAAAUAGUUUGCAGGGAGGAGGGCUUAGUGGAGAAGGUCCAUAGGGGCCCUGAGCUGAGCCUUCCAAAACAUUCCCACAAGCAAAACAGGGAGACUAUCUGCCCACCUCCACCGGAGUACCCUGACCGAGAAACUCAGGGUACUUAGGACAGACAGAGAUUAAAAACCCAGACCAGGUGGACACUGGUUUGGGGAAGCGAGGAAGUAACAACCAGGGUUGGGUUUUUUGUUUUGUUCUUAUAUUGUCGCAGCAUGCAAGUAGAAUAUAUGACUACAAAGCAAAUUAGUGCUUUUUCUAGGACAGCAAGACUACAUAAACUGAACCUGUAUUCUUCCAGCGCAUGUCCCAUUAUCAUCAAAAGAAGGUGGGUAAACUUAGCUGUGAUUGUCAUUUAGAUAUAUUUUGAUGCUAAGGGCUGCCAAGAGAGCUUAGAUGUGUGAUAAGAAACCAUCCAGUAGAGGUGCUUAGUGGGCCUUGCCACCUAAUGGGAUGUAAGGGCAUAGUUCUUUAAAACGUUUUCUAAUGUAGUCAUAAAGGGCUUUAGUGUCUGCAGAAAUCAUUAUUCCCAAUAGCACUAAAUUAACUCUGCUUGGGUUGAGGCAGCUUAGAGAUGCUUGGAAAGGCAUUUGCACACUCAGUGCACCCCAGGAAGGUUUCUGAGUGCCAGGUCAAGUUGUACCAGGACCAGGCUUUGGUUAAAGUUCUUGUAACAUCUGUGUCUCUUCUUCCAUCAGGACUCCAUCUGGAACUCUCUCUAGUUUUUAGAGUACACUGUAUUUGAUAGCUUGAAAUUUGUGUAAGGAAGCUAUUCGUUCCAACAAUUUGAUUUCUUGAUUUUGCUCGUUACAUGGAAUAUUUUAAUUUCAUGCAUUCAGUGCCCCUAAGUUCUAUGUGACAUCUUAUAUGAUUUCUAAGAUCUAUGUCAGUAGAAAAUAAAACCAGCAAGGGGGAAAAAAUAGGCAAGCUAAAUCAAUGAAGAACUGCGUAGAUUGCUUAUACCCAUUACUGAGAGGGAAAAAAAAAAAAAAAAAAAAAGAGUGCUUUUCAUUUAUCUAAGUCAUGCUUUUCCUUAAAAUCAAUUGAAAAAGUGAAUCAAGGAUGGUUCAUUAUUCUGUACCCAUCCUAAGUCUAAGUUGGUACAUAUGGCAUGUGGGAAACUUCACCACGUGUGUUCCCAUCUCCAACCUAUUCUGUCAUUGAAGGCUGCCAUGAUUUUGUUGUGAGCACACACCUCUUAACGUGGGAAGACAGCAUGCAGAACUCACAGCAGAGUAAGAGGAAAGGUAACCUGACAGCCCCAGAUCAAGCUCUAUAUUCCUUCCAGAAAACCUCAGCUUACCCCACAGAUCAUGGCAAUAACAGGAAGUGCCCAUCAUUGCUCUUCACCCGGAAGCAAAAAGCACCUUAAACCCGAGGCCCCCUGGGAAAACAAGAAAUCAAGAUGGCUGCCAGUCAGAGGCUGGCUUUCAAGUCUCUCCAGCUUGGCAGAGUGGGGUCCUCAGAUGUGUGACAAUGCCUGCCAAGACAUUGAAACACCAUCCAAUAGAGGUGCUCAGUGGGACCUGCCACCUAACGGGAAUGAAUCACAUUCAUCGAGGUUAGGACUUAGUCCUGGGGCAAGAACUUGUGCUGCUUCCUUAGAGUGAAAGAAUGAGGAAGUGAAUUUUACGUUUAAAAACUCCAGUUGUUUUCCCUGUGUAUUUCUUGAAGGGCAGCAAAGUUGGUUACUGUAUGGAUUUUAUAUUAUUGACUGGUGUGUUGUUUCAAAGAAGGUUUAAAUAGGUGACCGACUCAGCUGCAAACAGACUAUGUAAAACCAAAGUUGAAGGAGCUCUGGUGCAACCCUCUUCUUAUUUCUGAUCCUCCCCCUGCCUCCUCACUCCCUCCCAUUUACUCCCAGCUCACAGUGAAGGCUGAUCCAAGCAGCUGUGGUGCCCUUGGUUUGUCUGGGAGCUCCACUUCACAGGAAGUGUUGUGGUCUUCCAUGUGAAAUUGCAUUUGAGAAGACAGUAUUUCCAGCCCACUUCCCACCUCAGUCAUGUGCACCGAGCCUGACCUACAGACACAAGUGAUUUCACAGCCUGCCCUUGCUUUCCCUUCAUUUCUGUGUCUGUGAGUAAGUGGUUAUGUGUUGGGCCAGGGUCAAUUCAGAGAGAUGUGUACUGAGUGCAACAGUGGGUCUUUGAACCAUUCAACUCAUUGGUAUGAUUAUAAGAACUUUCCCCAUUAUGGUUUCUAGAGCAAGUCAUCUCUAACUCCUUUUCCUGCAUGCCUGUGUAUAUACAUAUAUAAAUAUACAUUUAUCUUUAUACCAGAUCUAUAUGUACACAUAUAAUAUGACUUACAUCAUCACCCUCUGACCCUAUUACAUUCAGGAUUCUAAAGCAGGGAGCAUUAAGUUUGCCAAAGUCAAGGAAAAGGAAAGUCAUGCACACAAACCAAAGGGAACAUUUCUUCCUGAUUUCAUAAGGUGGUUUUGUUCCAUGAACAUAUAUAUAUACAAAUAUACAUGUAUGUACCCCUAUUUCCCCACCCUAAGAAUAUCGAUUUAUAGCCUUAAGGAAAUGGUCAGCCAUAUCCCUAAUGCUGAUAUAGAGGCAAAGAAUACACAACAGAAAAUACAGAGCAAAAAUUUAGACUGCAGAUAUUCUCUUUGCUUCUCUGGAGCAGGGUAUAAAAGAUAUCACCAAUUCAAGAGCCAACAUUGUACUAAUCAAUCUAAAAUAAAAUGAGUUGCGCACAAAUGAUUUCAUUUACUCACAGCAAACCAAGCAGGUCUUGCUUGCUGUCACCACCCGCCCUCCCUCAUACUUCCAAGGCCGCAGAGCAGCUUGGCUCAAACUGACAGUUCCCAAAUAGAAACUCCUAAAUUGCAUCUGAGAAUACCCAUGCUAUCUCCAGCUGCCCUCUGAACCUGACCAGAUCCUGAUGAACUGAAACUGAAGAUUAGAUGGUGUUCAUGCGACUUCCCAGGACCUAAACCGAGUCAAGCAGUGACAGAGCAGUGCUGUAUGCUGGGACUAAGGGAUGGGGUUGUUUAAUAUACUUGGCAGAUGCAGCAGAAUGUCCUAAAGCCUUGCCCAGGAGAUUAUAAAAAGAGGCGGAGACUGUUUCAUAUUCAGGGAAAAUGCUUUGUAAGGCUUCUAACAGGUGUCACCUGACAAGGGCCAUUAUAAUGUAUUUUAUAGGGAAGACAUGAAUCAGGUGGUUUGGAGCCGUUUCAGCAAAACACAGCUGCCUCGCUGAUUAGACAUUUGACAACAUUAACGUACAUCCAUUCCUGGGCAGGGAGAGAGUCGGCCAACUCCCCACCACUGCACAUAGCUUUUAAAGGCCUCUGGACCAGUGAGAGGAGAGAGGAACUGGAAAGGGAGCCCACCCCCAGACCACUCUAACAAAAAGCUGACCAAAGAAAUGACACCUGGUAGAGCAGCUGGCCAGAUAGAGUUGAAGAUGGAACUUGUGUUAAAUGCUCUGCAGAAUUACUGCAUUGGACCAUGUAACAGGGGUCUGAUGGCAAGCAUUUCAGAACAUGACAGUGUGCUUUCCUCCCCACAUCUACCAAACACACACCCAAACCCCCCACACGCAAGAUUAUGUGGAUGCCAUGCUUCUUUGCACCUGGACAGAUUGUUUUUCCAGUAAGUAGGUGGCAGCUCUGUUCCAGAAGAAGAAACAAAGUGAAGCUGUUCUCAGGAUGAUUUCUGGAGAAAACAACUGUCUCCUGAGGGCAUAGAAGUCAAUGCUCACUCUUGCUAAGCCAGAUCUUCCUUGACCAUCCAGCUUAACAUUUUUAAAAGAUGCAUCCUCAACCCCUAUACCUCUCUCAACAAUAUUGUCUUCAAUUACUAGGUAAGGCCUCAUCAUUAAGAGAGGGUUAGGAGAAAAAAUAGAAGAAUAAGGAAAGGGAAGAAAGGAGAUAUUAAUUUCCUAGGAUUCCCAAGAAAACAAGCGUCACAUUGAAAUAUAUCCCUAUGUAGUUUAAAAUGGUUACAAAUAUCAGGCUAUGUUUAGCCAAUUACAAGAGCCCAUAUAGUUUUAGAUUUAAAAAAAAUAAAAAAUAAACCUUCUCAAGAAGACCUUGGGAAAGAAAGGAAACCCUGCCCUGUUCCACCAUCUAUUUACAGUUAGGUCUCUGAUUCUGCCUCUAUCUUUGUGUUUCAUUUUUAAUCUCACAGCUUCAUAUUUUUUGAAAUAUAUAGCAAACAAGAAAAGCAAUAAGGGAACUACUCAGAACCAGCUCAACCCUAUUACUUAUUAUUCCACCAUGGCAAUACUCCUUUCAAUUCACCAGGAGCUUUGGACCCGCACAGGCUGUGGCAUGUAAUCACCAGGAGCAGGUAGGAGUCUGUAGAAAUCAUAGGCACACUCAUGUUUGCUCUGGAAGGAAUCUGUUUUCCACGCUGACUCCCCCAACUCAUGUACGCGCUGGCAUUUUACAUGCCUUCCUGUCAUGUGGGGCGCCAGCCUUGCUCAGAACUACCCAAACUCCACAGAGGUCCUUAAUAUGCUUAGGGACAGAUUUCUUAACAGUGAGAAAUCACUACAAAGGACAAGUACAUCUACAAGUCAGGCAGCAUUUGAGAGGCAAAAAUGACCCUGCAAUUAGGACCGGAUAGACAACUGUUUUUAAAUUUGCACACGAAUAGUGAGGGACUUUAUAGAUCACCCUAUUAUCUCAGCCAGAGCACUUCUACUAGAUGAUUCAUUGAAAGACUGGAAAACCUAACUGAUUUUUUAAAAACAGACAAACAUCUAAGUCUGAAAGAAUGCCAUGGAGUUUGCGUAGGCUCCCACCAAAGAUUUCAUUCCAUUAAGAGGGUUUGUCUAGCCUAUAACCCCAAUCCAAAGGAUAGUCCUCUUACAGGGCAGAGUCCAGCAUAGAUGCUGGUGUGACCCAGCUCAAUGUUUAACAACCAUCAGCAUCAGAAACAGUCUCCCUCCAGGUUAACCCAAGCCCCUCCACUUAAUGACUUAACCUAUUUUUUUUUUUUUUU